AUGCAAGGCUGGCGUUGCUGCCGUGGGCAACAAGGAUCUCAGAGCCCUUGCGCUCAAUCGCUCUCGGUGGACGAGGUGUCUCACCUGCUCGCGUGGCUCGAGCUCGAUGCGAUCGCCUCGCCGCUCCGUGCCGCCGGCGUGACGGGCGCCUCUCUGGCUCAAGAGGUCGAAGGGCCGUUUCUGACACGGUUUGGCCUGCGCCCUCACACGGCGGCGCGGCUUCGCAACGACCUCUCGCUCUUCCUCCAGCACGGCGUCCCUCUCCACUACGUCACCCGCCCGCCUUCGUACUGCAUCGGCUGUCUAAAGUACCGCACCGGAGAGGCUCUGCUCGAGGCGCUGGAGGGGACUGGAGGGGACACGCAGCGGCGGUGGGGCGCGCGCGCGAGGGGUGGCGGUCGCGAGCUCGAGCCGCAGCCAGGGCUGCGCCUGGUGCCUCCCGUCCGGCUGCUGCGCUCCGAGUGGGUUGUCGCCCGAGCGGCGCAGUUGCGUGCGGUGCCCGCCGACCGGCGGCGCGCGCUGACGCUGCCACGGCGGCAAGAGUUGGAAGUGCUGGAGCCCUCCGCCUACUACAGCGCGGAGGAGGUCAAGGCGCUUCCCCGCGGCCCACGCAACGCGGGCUUCCCGAUGGCAGUGCUUGCGGUCUCUCACUCGUGGGAGUCGGAGGAGCACCCGGACCCUCACGGCCGGACGCUACUGAUGCUGGCGGACGCCAUCACGACGGCGCAGGCCAUCCAGGUGUCCAAGGGGCCCUACACUUGGCAGACCCUCCCGUCGCGCGUCGCGGUCUUCUUUGACUUUUGCUCGCUCUUCCAGCCGCCGCGCGCCAAGGAGGAGCCCCCUAUCGGGGAGGGGCCGACGAUGGCACUGCGCGCGGCUCUAACGCGCAUGCAGGUGUGGUACGCACACCAACUGACUACGUGCUUCUUCGUCACCGACGGGAACACCGAGACUGCAAACGAUGGCAGCCACACGCCCUACCACGAGCGAGGCUGGCCCACGUUCGAGUACCACGUCGGCGACGACGGACUCCGCUGCAUCGCUGAGCUCCUGCGCCGCACGCCGCCCCACUUGCCGAUGCUCAAGACGAUCCGCAUCACCGGCAAGCACGCCCUCGAGGAGGCGUGCCGAUCCCGCGGCAUCAAGAUUGAGGGCUGA
This is a messenger RNA of Emiliania huxleyi CCMP1516, 1158 nucleotides long. RefSeq lists its product as hypothetical. The coding region runs from base 1 to 1158 and encodes 385 amino acids. NCBI's taxonomy places the organism in Eukaryota, Haptophyta, Isochrysidales, Noelaerhabdaceae. The transcript has 13 exons. The record is from RefSeq and is a predicted model, not a curated record.